Messenger RNA from Acanthocheilonema viteae, 200 nucleotides. NCBI's taxonomy places the organism in Eukaryota, Metazoa, Nematoda, Chromadorea, Rhabditida, Onchocercidae. The record is from the annotation of a GenBank genome assembly.
AUGAGGCGAAUCUUUGGUACAUCGGGGAAAAAGGAGCCACAGCCAACGCUGACCGAUGCAAUAGCGAACAUUGAUUCACGUACCGAGAGCAUUGAGAAAAAGAUAGCUCGUUUGGAUGGUGAACUUGUGAAAUACAAAGAUCAGAUGAAAAAAAUGCGAGAGGGACCGGGCAAGAAUCAGUUGAAGCAAAAAGCUCUACG